AUUCACCACACUCAUUAUUUUUCAGCAUUUCAACCCCAUAAGUAAACCAAACCAACCUAUCUUUCUCCUUGUCUCAUGCGUUUGUCCAAAUAACCAAACCUUCUUAGUUUUUUAUUUUCUCCUUAUUUUCUUAUGUCGUUACCGGGGUACACCGGCGGUGGCGGAGCCUCAGAUUUAUACGGCGGUGCAGCUGGUUUUUCCGGCAGAUCCAUCACACUUCAAUCCAACAUGAACAACAACAACAUCAACAACAUCAACAACAAUAAUAUUUCAAUUUCAACUCCAGCCACUGCACACAACCUUAACCCUUUCUACAGAACCCAACAACAACAGCUUCCAACAAUUUUUCUAGACCCUUCUUCUCAAAUCCCACAUCGCCAAACAUCAACCCUCAUUGGAAAACGAACCCUCGCUGAAUAUCAAACCCAAAACAUCAACAAUCUUAACCUUCACAAUUUCAAUUUCAACAAUCCUAACAACAACAACAACAACAACACAAACACUGUUCUUUCAAACCUUUUACUUCGUUCUGUGAAACCUAGAAAUUUCCAACAGGCUUCUCCUAUGUCCCCACUUUCUCCAAUGGAUUUCUCAAAUUCACCACCUGAAUUCAUCAACUCUAACGCUUUUUCUUCACCGCGUUUAGGUUUUCCUCUUCGUACCACAAACCCAUUACCCAUCAAUAAUUCCUUCACCCAAAACACGAAUUUUCCGUUUCAAAGUUCCAAUUUUUCGCAGAUUCAGAACAGGGUAACGACAAUUAGCCAUGACUCAGAUAAAAAGAUGAUGGAUCAUCGCUUAGUGGAGUUGGAAAAACAGCUUCUUGAAGACAAUGAUUAUGAAGAAGGAGAAGACGCAGUGUCUGUAAUUACCAACAACGAAUGGUCUGAAACAAUUCAGAAUUUGAUUAACCCGACCCAGAAACCCGUUUCAUCUUCACCAACUUCUUCAACCACUUCGUUGAACUCAUCUUCUUCCUCUGUUCUUUCUCCUUCUUCUAGUUGUUCGAAGCAAUCGUUAAUGGAAGCUGCUUCUGCGAUUUCCGAAGGGAAAAUGGAAACUGCAUCGGAGAUCCUCGCUCGUUUGGUUCAGAAUCCGAACCCGAUUUCAAAUUCGGAUCGUAGAUUAACAGAUUGCAUGGUUUCAGCGCUGAAAUCGAGAAUUAACCACGUUGAAAAUCCACCACAGGUGGUGGAACUGUUCAGCAAGGAACACGCUGAGUCAACUCAGCUUCUCUUCGAUCACUCCCUCUGCUUUAAGGUUUCUUUCAUGGCUGCCAACCUCGGAAUCCUCGAAGCCGCAUUUGAAGAAAAAAAAGAGAGCGUUAACAACGAUAUGAAGAAGAUUUGUGUGGUGGAUUUCGAUAUGGGUAAUGGAAAACAAUACGCGAGUCUUCUCCACGAACUUUACGUGCGUCUUAAUGGAACUCCGGCGACGUUGAAGAUCACGGCGGUGGCGGAAACCGGCGAUGACGAGAGGUUGAAGACGGUGGGAGAGUUUUUGGGUCGACAAGCGGAGAGACUGAGAAUCGGAUUUGAAUUCAAAGUGGUGAGUUUGAAACUUGCUGAGUUAACUCGUGACUCGUUGGGUUGUGACUCGGAUGCGUUUCUUGCUGUGAAUUUUGCGUUCAAGCUUUUCAGAAUGCCAGAUGAGAGCGUGUCAACGGAGAAUCCACGCGACGAACUUCUUAGGCGCGUGAAGGCACUUGCGCCAGGUGUUGUAACGGUUCUGGAGCAAGAAAUUAAUACCAAUACCGCGCCGUUUGUUGCACGUGUGGCUGAGUCGUGUUCUUAUUACGGCGCGCUGUUUGAUUCAAUUGAGUCCACGAUGGCGCGUGACAACACGGAGCGAGUCAAGAUUGAAGAGGGUUUGAGUCGGAAGCUGGGUAACGCGGUUGCUUGUGAAGGUAGAGAUCGCGUCGAACGGUGUGAGGUGUUUGGGAAGUGGCGUGCACGCAUGAGUAUGGCUGGGUUUAAAUUGAACCCAGUGAGUCAGAAAGUGGCUGAGUCGAUCAAAGCUCGGCUGGCUCCAGGAAGCCGAGUCACUGUGAAUGAAGAAAACGGUGGAGUUAGCUUUGGGUGGAUGGGAAGAACUCUCACCGUCGCAUCUGCUUGGCGUUAACUUCACUCACUUUUUUUUUUUAAUUUUUUUUUAUUUUAAAUUUUAAAACGUCUAUGAAUAUUGUAUGUCACAUUGUUACUGGUAUAUUUUAAUGUUAUCUAGAGAAAAUUGAAAGGAAAAAAAGAAUAGUAUUGGAAAAAUGUAUGGAACAAAAUUCCCCUUCUUCUCUUUAGUUUAGUUCCACCAAACAAGUUUAAUAAAAAGUGUUUGGAUUCCAAGAAAAUUUAUGUUGACAUGUUGUAGCAUUUAUGGAUAUGAUAAUUCAUUUAUGUGCUUUUAUCA
This is a messenger RNA of Cicer arietinum (chickpea), 2403 nucleotides long. Its product is annotated as scarecrow-like protein 8. The record is from RefSeq and is a predicted model, not a curated record. Lineage: Eukaryota; Viridiplantae; Streptophyta; Magnoliopsida; Fabales; Fabaceae.